UAAAGUGGCCGGGGCAAGACGCAGGUUCAGAAGCCUUGUACCGCUCGUACCAACAACCACCGGGAAUAAGGGCACGUGGUUUAAAUUUUUUUUUUGGUGUGCACUUUCGGGGAAAUUCAGCGGUGGACUGAGGGGGAUUACGGAUUCGUGAUAUUUAGAGAUUAAAACCAUGAAGAUAAUUCUGGUGGCAUUGGUCCUGUGCACCGUGAGCGCCUCCCUCGGCAGUCCCCUCGAGAAAAUCGAGAAAAUUGGACUCGUUGAGCAGCAAACUGUCACCCUGACUGAUCGAGCUAAACAUGAGGAGGAACUUAUGCGAAAGCUCAACAACAAGUGCUCACAAAAUGACAUAAGCAGCUGCGUGAUGCUCAAACUAGUCACCUACAUGAACAAACUCAUGAAGAAGGUGUCCAUCGAGUUAACGGAUGACAUCGAGAUCAAGAAGACGAGUCAAGCGACUGAAGAAGUCAUAACCUAUGAGUCUGGUAGGAGUAGUGAUGAGGAUUCUGAGUUCCUGGAUUUGGUGUCCAGUAAAGUCUUCGCUUUUCUCAAGUCCAGGAGCAUAAAGUGGAGAAUCCUUCCCGAGGAUGACGUCGUUGUAUCGGCGUCAGAGGAUGAGACUGGCUCCCUCAAUCUUGGCCUUUCCAUCGAGAGAUCGGACAAUCCCAUUUCCGAAGGACGAGGUAAGAAGAACAACAUGGGACCACUCCUUGCGGCGGCAGUCCUCAAGAUCGGUCUCAUAGGGGCCUUAGCCUUCAAGGGUCUAGCCCUGCUAGUCGGCAAAGCUCUUCUCCUCUCCAAGAUAGCGCUCCUCCUCGCCAGCAUAAUCGGCCUGAAGAAGCUCUUCUCCCACCAGAAGCACGUGACCUACGAGGUAGUGGCUCAUCCCCAUCACUCCUCCAGUCACACAUACAGCUCUGAUCAUGGUCACGGUGGUGACAGCUACUCCAGCGGUUGGGCCAGGACCUUCCACAGUCAGACAUUACCAUCAGACCAACAGCGCACCCCUCAAGAGCUCGCCUACUCAGCUCACGUACCAUCAGCCUGAAUCCCCAAUGUACCAUCCCCAGCACCACCAGCCGAGAACUCUCGAUCUUCCCCCGAUCCUCGACCAAUAUUAAUUAAACCAGUGCCGAAGGAUCUUCCAUCGAAGCUCCAGUGAUAUCUCGCAAUCCUGGCUCCACCAUCAUCACCAUCAUCAUUUCGUCAUGUUCCUUACUGUUGUAUCCAGACCCCUGGUAUUCUCGACCACCUGACAAACAUGGACACAAGACGACGAAACGUCAACGAUCGUUAACAGUGACGAAACGGGUACAAUUUCAUUACUAUUCCAUAAAUAUUUAAUGCACUUGACCUGAUGGAUGACGGACUAGAUACCGGACAGCACUAAAAGCGGUAUUAGAAUUAUGGAUGCGUACACAAGGAGGUGCGGAUCCGGAUUCAAUGAACACUUUGCCAUCGCCUACUUUCUCACUUUUUUAUUUCCUUUUUUUUUCAUUUAUCGUUUCCCUCGAGUUUCUACUCUUCUGGUCUCUUCUCUCCUCUCAUUCCGCUGUUCGUCCUUCUUUCAUCGACCUUUACCGAUAUUCACGGGACUGAUGAUCAUUAAGACGAUCAAUCGUAGACUGAUAUACCGGACUAGCCGAAUUCUCAUACCGAUCAUCAACGGAUAUUACCACGAGACAGAGUUGUUAUUUAUUUUAAUAUACAUUAUCAUCAACAUCAUCAUAUGACUGGAAAUGACAGAACGAGUUACCAGGGACAUUAAUUAUUUAUCAUUAGGUCAUUUAGUUAAGUCUCGUCGCGCAACUUCCUUUUCUCCUCACCCCCUUCAUUGUUGGUUAUUAUUUAACGAUUAUCAUUAAUUUAUUGAUGUUUCUUUAUCAUCGUUUAGAAGUCUCUAAUUAAUAUCUUUUGUUAGGCGGAUGAAAUCUGUAUAAUAACUGUUAUCACGUACUUCUGUGUGAAAUAAAUGUAUUUAUUAUCGUUUUUUUAA
Messenger RNA from Diachasmimorpha longicaudata, 1993 nucleotides. RefSeq lists its product as uncharacterized. The transcript has 3 exons. Gene Ontology annotation, cellular component: membrane. The record is from RefSeq and is a predicted model, not a curated record. Bases 170 to 1045 code for a protein of 291 amino acids. Lineage: Eukaryota; Metazoa; Arthropoda; Insecta; Hymenoptera; Braconidae.